CAGACGCGUUGUGGUGUAUUUUGGCCAUGCUCUCUCGCCAUCUCCAGUCAAAACACAACAUGGCGUCUGCAGAAUCCCAACCGCGGUUCGGCCAAUCUGUCAAAGGCUUACUCUCCGACAAAGUGGGCUCCUGUAGCGGGGAUGUGAUCGCUCUGACACGGCAGGUGCUAAAGGGAUCCCGCAGCCAGGAGCUUCUUGGACAAGCAGCAAGGAAUAUGGUGAUCCAGGAGGACGCCAUCCUGCACUCUGAGGAUAGUCUGAGAAAAAUGUCCAUUAUCACGACACAUCUACAAUACCAGCAGGAAGCCAUCCAGAAGAACGUAGAGCACUCCAAAAACCUGCAGGACCAGCUGAGACACCUUCUGAAGUGAUGCCCCCCCCCCCCAACAAUGACACUAAGGCUCUACAAUGCAAGAGCCUGGGAACAUGUUGUAUUGAAUAAUGUCAAAUGUUUUGAAUCCAUUGCGUUACGUUAGUGUAUGAAGUUCUUUGUUAGUGUCAUCUUGGCUAACUGUAAAUCAGGGAGGGAGGGGGAGUCGAUGGUAAAGGAACACAUUGUUCUCAGUGGAGUCAGAGAAUUUUACCACCGAGUAACUUCCGUAAUACCUACAUAUAUUCAUGUUCUGAGAAGCAAGAAGCCAGGCAGUGAACAUGAUCUGGAGAACACAUGCUGAAGGCCCGUCGGUUCAACAUGUUCACUUCCUGUUGGUGACGGCUGCUGUGACACACGUACCGACUUCCAGACUUUGCCUCAUUGUCAUUUAAAGGAUCUCUAGAAAAAGUCUGAUGCUUUUUGAACAUGCCAGUGUCACUCCACAGAUUAGUAACCCAGCGCUGUUACAGGAUGACAGGUUGAAGGUCAUGAUUCUAAGAAUUUUUCUCCGCAAAGCUGAGCGCGGGACAGUUAUCGCAGCCUGAGGGCCAAACGGCUGCAUGGCCCUGACACUGUCCCUGAGGCCCUCCCUUCUGCACCUGUCCCCCAAUGGCCCCACAGCCGGUGGAAUCUGGAAAUGUUAUAACUUCCUCAGAAUGUUUUAUCUUGAGAGGGCAUGCAGCUCUGAGAGAAACAGGACUGUGUGUGACAUAUUUGUGAGCCAUGGAGAGGAUAAACUAUACUGAGGGCAUGAUUCAGCUAUACAGUGAAGGAAAUAAGUAUUUGAUCCCCUACAGAUGUGUCAGUUUACCCACUGAAAAAGAACUGAACAGUCUCUACUUUUAAUGGUAGGUUGAUUUUCACAGUGAGAGACGGAAUAUCAGAAAGAACAUCCAGAAAUGUAGAUUAAGAAAAAGAUAUAAAUUGAUUUGCGUUUAAUUGGGGCAAAUAAGUAUUUGAUCUCAUCUGACCACUUCACCUUCUCAGAAGCCUUCUCUGAAUCCUUCAGAGGAUCACUGUGCCUUCUUGAGCAGGGGACCUUGCAGGCCUUUUCUUGGUGACUGUGGUCCCAGCUGCCUUCAGAUCCUUAAAGAGUCCCUCCUGUGUAGUUCUUGGCUGACCCCUCACCUUUCUCAUGUUCACUGAUGCCCCAAGAGGCCAGAUCUUAGAUGUUGGAGCCCCAGAUUGAGGGCGAUUGAUGGUCAUUUUGUGCUUCUUCCAUUUUCUAAUCAUCAAACCAGUUGUCUCCUUCUCACCAAGCUGCUUGUUGGUGGUCUUGUCUUCUAUUCCAGUCUUGUGCCGGUCUACAAUCUUUUCCCUGAUGUCCUUAGACAUUAGUUCCACCACGAUCACAGACCUGUCUCUGGUCUGGCCCUCGGUGGAGAGGUUGUAAUCUGAUUUAUUGACUGUGGACAGGUGUCUUUUAUCCAGGUAAAGAGUUGACAUCAGGAGUACUUUCUUAAAGUGAGAGGACUUAUUUAACCGGUCCGUGGGAGCCAGAAGUCUUGUUGGUUGCAAGGGGAUCAAAUACUUGUUUCCAUCACUGUAUAUGUGCACAAGAUACACUUUUUUUACUUCAAUCUUUCCUAUGUUUUGAUUAACUCAUGGACACAUAUGAUAUCAUUAAAUGAUGUUGAGUCUGUCUCGCAGCCUCCAGCUGCUUCACUUCAGGAGUAGUAAGGGAUUAUUGUCAGUAAAAGGAAGUGAGAAUAUUGAGUGUUUAUGGAUUAUAUAAUCGGCAGUAUAAUGACAUCCCCAGGCAUCUCUUUUAAGGAUGUUUUAGAUUUGGAUAAACCCGACGUGAGACAUGUUCAUGUUUCUUUGAAUCAAGGUUCUUUUGAUUCUAUGCAAUUGUUUUUUUAAAUCUAUUAAAACCACUUAUCUUUGAGAAGAGCUCAACAAAUAAAGUCAUUGUUAUGGUGA
Eleginops maclovinus (Patagonian blennie) is the source of this 2296-nucleotide messenger RNA. RefSeq names its product BLOC-1 related complex subunit 7 (gene borcs7). The transcript has 5 exons. The record is from RefSeq and is a predicted model, not a curated record. Gene Ontology annotation, cellular component: BORC complex. The coding region runs from base 27 to 371 and encodes 114 amino acids. Lineage: Eukaryota; Metazoa; Chordata; Actinopteri; Perciformes; Eleginopidae.